CUCGCUUCCUUUUUGGCGCUACACGAGGACGGACAUCAACACACUUUUCUUGCUUGCAAUACUGCGUUGUUGUUUUUUUUUUUUACGACGAGGAUUAAGAUCUGAUAAGAAUAUUUCUUGAUCUAAAUCUAAUAUGGAAGUCGGAAAAAUAGUGGAAGUCCUUAGGGCAACUCUUGACCCGAAUCAGCGUGAGCAAGCAGAGCAGCAGCUAACAGAUGUUCAUAAAAUUAUUGGCUUUGCUCCUACAUUAUUACAAGUUGUGAUGACAGAUCAAGUUGAUAUGCCUGUCAGACAAGCAGGUGUAAUUUACUUGAAAAAUAUGUUAACCCAGUACUGGAUGGAACGUGAACCAGAAUGUGUGACUGAUCCUAUUCCAUUUAACAUUCAUGAACAAGAUAGACAACCCAUUAGAGACAAUAUCAUUGAAGCAAUUAUUCAUGCACCUGAACCAGUCAGGGUACAACUUUGUGUCUGCUUAAGUCAUUUGAUAAAAAAUGAUUUUCCCCAACGUUGGCCCAAUGUAGCUGAGAAAAUGGCUGUCUACAUCAAUUCUGAUAAUCAUGCCACAUGGAUGGGAGCAUUACUUUCUGUGUAUCAAUUUGUCAAAGUCUUUGAGUAUAAAAGGAGUGAAGAGCGUCAAACAAUGGAUGACACAAUGACCCAUAUGCUGCCAAUACUAUACCAGCGUUUGAUACAGCUAGCUGCAGAUAGCUCAGAAGCUUCUUGCCUUUUACAAAAACAGAUUCUAAAAAUUUUUUAUGCAUAUACACAGAAUUAUUUACCAGUUUCUGUAUUAACAAGAGAAAUUUUCACUCAUUGGAUGGAAGCAAUAAGACUUAUUGUGGAUAAAGACAUUCCACUUGAAACCAAUCAAAUUGAUGAAGAAGACAGACCAGAAUUAGCUUGUUGGAAACUUAAAAAGUGGGCUGUUAGGAUUCUUUCAAGGUUAUUUGAACGCUAUGGAAGUCCGGGUAAUGUUAUCAAGGAAUACACAGAAUUUUCUGAGUGGUAUCUCAAAACAUUUUCUUGUGGUGUUCUUAAUGUGCUUUUGAAACUGUUAGAGGGUUACAGGCAAAAAAUGUUUGUCGCACCUCGUGUACUGCAGCAGACACUUAAUUAUAUAAAUCAGGGAAUAAGCCAUGCUUUAUCAUGGAAGUUUAUUAAGCCACACAUACAGACUAUGAUUCAGGAUGUGAUCUUUCCUCUCAUGUGUCACAGUGAUGAAGAUGAAGAGCUGUGGUCAUCAGAUCCCCAUGAGUAUAUCAGAGUCAAGUAUGAUGUGUUUGAAGAUUUCCUGUCACCUGUUAUGGCAGCUCAGACAGUUUUUCAUUCUGCUACUGCUAAACGUAAAGAGGUCUUAAAUAAGGCUAUGGGAUUUUGUAUGUCUAUUUUGACCAGUCCCACAUCUACUUCUAGACAAAAGGAUGGUGCGCUUCAUAUGGUUGGGGCUGUUGCUGAAGUGUUGCUAAAGAGAAAAAUCUAUAAAGAGCAAGCUGAACAAAUGCUGACAACUCAUGUAUAUCCAGCUUUCAAUAGUGAACAUGGCUUUCUUCGAGCUAGGGCUUGCUGGGUUGUCAGAUAUUUCUCUGAGAUGAAGUUUCGUAAUGAUCAAAAUCUUGUGGCUGCAGUUGAACUGGUCAAGACAGCACUAUGCACAGAUAAAGAUUUACCUGUUAGAGUGGAAGCAGCAAUAGCACUUCAGAUGCUUAUAUCUGAACAAGAGAAAGCAAGAAACUACAUCCAGCCUUAUGUGAAGCCUGUUAUCCUCGAGCUGCUUCAAAUCAUACGUGAAACUGAGAAUGAUGAUUUAACUGGAGUUAUGCAGAAAUUAGUGUGCACAUAUGUGGAAGAUGUCAUCCCUAUAGCUGUAGAGAUGAUGUCUCACCUUGCUCAAACAUUUGCCCAAGUCAUAGAAUCUGAUAGUGAUGGUUCAGAAGAAAAAGCUAUCACUGCUCUUGGUAUUAUUAAUACAAUGGAGACUAUUUUGAAUGUAAUGGAGGAUCAAAAGGAUAUCAUUAUCCAACUUGAAGGAAUAGUUUUAAGUGUGAUUGGUAUAAUCCUUCAAAGCAGCAUUAUGGACUUUUAUGAGGAAGUAUUUUCACUGAUCUAUAGCUUAACAAGUUCACAGAUUUCUCAUCAUAUGUGGGAAGUAUUUAGAAUGAUAUAUGAGAUGUUUCAGAAGAAUGGCAUAGACUAUUUUACAGAUAUGAUGCCAGCCUUGCAUAAUUACAUCACUGUUGAUACAGAUGCUUUCCUGGCAAAUCCUAACAAUUUGGAGAUAAUCUAUAACAUGUGUAAAACUGUUUUGAGCACUGAUGUUGGAGAAGAUGCUGAGUGUCAUGCUGCUAAACUUCUAGAAGUGAUUUUGUUACAGUGUCCUGGGAAAGUUGACCAUGUUUUGGGAUCUUUUGUUGAACUAGUUUUGCAGAGACUGACAAAAGAGGUUUUGACAUCAGAGCUUCGAACAAUUUGUUUACAGGUUGUGAUUGCUGGACUGUACUACAACACACCACUUCUGUUAGAUAUAUUAAGUAAGAUGCAAAUAGCUAAUAUUCAAGGCUCUAUUCUUGGACAGUUUUUAAAGCAGUGGUUGCAUGAUACAGAUUGCUUUCUUGGUCUCCAUGACAGAAAGAUGAGUGUGCUAGGCCUUUGUUCACUUAUGAAUUUGUUAGGUCAGAGGCCACCAGAAAUCAUGGAGGUUGCUCCCCAAAUUUUGCCAGCUGUUCUUCUUCUCUUUCAGGGCCUGAAGCGAGCUUAUGCUAGUCGUGCUCUUGAGGAUGAAAGUGAUUCUGAAGAUUCAGAUGAUGAUGAUGAUGAGAAUUAUGAUGGAGAAAUUUUAUCAAGUGAUGAAGAUGAAAUAGAUGAAACUAGCCAGCAGUAUUUGGAACGCAUAGAGAAAGCACAUGGAGAUGAUGAUAGUGAGGAGUUGACAGAUGAUGGAGCUGAGGAAACACAAUUAGAAUCCUAUGUAACUGUUUUAGAUAAAGAAAAUUGCCCUAUAGAUGAAUAUGUGACGUUUAAAAAUAUUUUAACAACACUCCCUAUUCAAGAUAGUGCAUGGUAUCAAGCUCUGAUGAGUGGAUUAAACCCAAAUCAACUGAAAGAAAUUGAAGAUGUGUUUAAACUUGCUGAGCAGAGAAAGGCAGUUGCCGAUUCCAAAAAGAUUGAAGAAGGUGGUGGCUACAUGUUUACAAAUAGACAGGUGCCAACAUCAUUCAACUUUGGUGCAGCUUAAGUUCAGCAACUCAAGCAUUAGUUAAUCUGGGAACUGUCAUGUCUUUUAAUGUUGACCACACAGAACAUCUUGUCAAGAUUCAAUAUUUUUUUUUACUGACUUAUAUAAUUUAGAUAAACUAAAACAGUUUCAUGAUAAAGUUGUAAGGUCUAUGUGUGCAUAAUUAUAUUUUUUAAACAUUUACUCUAAGUCUAAAAAAAUAUAUUUCACUUGAGAUUCAAUUUUAUUUCCUUGUUCAGUCAAAUUACACCGCCUUUGUUUAGAUCAUUUAGGAUUAUCUAUAAAGUUACUUAGGAAAUGAUCAUGUAGUAUUUUUAAUAUCACAUUUAUGAAGCAUAGUAAUUUUUUAAAAAAUAGUAGUCAUUAGGUGAGUUGUUUUUUUUAAACUACAAAAAAAAAACUUUUAACCCUUUCUUUGGAUGCCUCAGCAUUCAGAGAUGUUUGCUCAAGUAGUCAAGAAUGCAAAACUGAAAUUGUGUAGAGAUCUUCUACCACUGGUGGAACCAUUUUGUUCACUUGUGGCCUUUAAAUUGUAUUUACUUUGCUUUUUCAAGCAUUGCUUUUCAAUGCUUUUGAUUGAUUGUAUGUACUGUCUAGUUUGUGUGCUCUUUUGACCUAGAGCAGCGUUGAGAUCACGUUGCCCCUUUGUGUUCUUGACUCCCCUCCCCCCAGCAUAGACUGUGAUAGAGACAGAUAGACUUAUCUAUCUUCUCAGACUUGGUGCACAUUGUGCCUUAAUCUCAUUUGCACCAAACUGACUGACUAUUGAAUCAUUAGCAUCCUUUUCAUGAGACAGUCAACUAAGAUGGGGUCAGUGACUUGGCCCACCUCUAUCUGCCCAGAGAUAAUGUGUGUGAAGAAAUAACACUGCUAAAUCUUUGCCUUGGAUGCAGUGAGUGUCCUUCAUCUCCCUCACAUGAUCCAAUGUUUACUCAAGCCUCCCAUGUUCAGCACUACAGCUGUUUUCAAACACUACCGCUACUUUGUUUCUAGUAGACCUAUUGUCUAGGUGACAUGAUACCAAACUACCAUCUGCUCUGAGACUGAACUUCGCAGGCUCUAUGCAUGUCCAAUUAACAUUGUUCACAGAAUUAUAGAUAACGCACUUACUUGGCUUUUUAGUGCCUAAAAAGUAGAAUUUAUUUAACACUUUCAUGGUUCAGAAAAACUUCUCCAAACGAUGUCCGCAUCAUCUCUAGGAAAGCAGCGUCAUUCACAUUUAUAUCUAGUCAUUUUUUUUUUGUUCAAUUACUAAUGGUUAGUACAUGUUACACUGAUCACUGUAGUGUACCGGGUACAGGAUAUGCUUCUAACAACCUUAAGUUGAUGUAAGCCACUUACCAUACCAUAAAAACAUCAUUAACAAAAAUUGUACCAGAAAUGUUUCUAGAUGAAUUCUUUGGACUCUAGCCAGAGAUGAGUACCCUAAACCUAUCAUAACCAUCUUUGUGUGUAAUUUGUGUGUAUUUACCUAGACUGAUAGUGACAAUAAACUUGGACAGCUC
This is a messenger RNA of Biomphalaria glabrata, 4740 nucleotides long. Its product is annotated as importin-7-like. Gene Ontology annotation, cellular component: cytosol; nuclear envelope. The coding region runs from base 134 to 3235 and encodes 1033 amino acids. The record is from RefSeq and is a predicted model, not a curated record. NCBI's taxonomy places the organism in Eukaryota, Metazoa, Mollusca, Gastropoda, Planorbidae. Gene Ontology annotation, biological process: protein import into nucleus. The transcript has 29 exons. Gene Ontology annotation, molecular function: small GTPase binding.